Gymnodraco acuticeps is the source of this 2022-nucleotide messenger RNA. RefSeq names its product kelch domain containing 4 (gene klhdc4). NCBI's taxonomy places the organism in Eukaryota, Metazoa, Chordata, Actinopteri, Perciformes, Bathydraconidae. The record is from RefSeq and is a predicted model, not a curated record. Gene Ontology annotation, molecular function: protein binding.
GUCAACCCCACUUAGGGGGAAAGGAAAUCAUUCAGCAUGCGAGUUUGUUUGGAACUCCAUGUGACAGCGACCUCAUUUAAAAGAACAGAUACAACCCGCUAAAUUGAACGCUUUUCCGGCAGUUUAUCACAGCAGUCAUGGGCAAAAAAAGCAAGAAAGAGAAGAAGGUGAAGGGAGCGGAGAAGACGGCCGCCAAAAUGGAGAAAAAGGUUUCAAAGAGGUCCAAAAGAGAGGAGGAGGACUUGGAGGCGAUGAUCGCUGAGUUUCAGAAUCUGGAUGCAAAGAAGACAACAGUUGUAGAGACAACCUGUCCUCCUCCAUCAGCAAGGCUGAGCGCGUCCAUCUCCGCCCAUCCUGAGAAGGAUGAACUCAUCCUGUUUGGAGGAGAAUUCUUCAAUGGAAGGAAGACGUACCUGUACAAUGAUUUGUUUUUCUACAACAUCAAGAAGAACAACUGGGUUAAAUCAGAGAUCCCCAACCCCCCUCCCCCGCGCUGCGCUCACCAGGCGGUGGUCGUUCCCCAGGGCGGGGGACAGCUCUGGGUGUUCGGGGGAGAGUUUGCCUCUCCCAACGGGGAACAGUUCUACCACUACAAGGACCUCUGGGUGCUGCACCUGGCUACACACACUUGGGAGAACAUCAAGGCGCCCGGGGGUCCAUCAGGGCGCAGCGGCCACAGGAUGGUGCUCAGCAAGAAGCAGCUGCUGGUGUUCGGAGGUUUCCAUGAGAGCAACAGGGAUUUCAUCUACUUCAACGACGUCUACUCCUUCUCCCUGGACACCUUCUCCUGGUCCCGCCUCUCUCCAUCAGGCACCGCCCCCUUACCUCGCUCCGCCUGUCUCAUGACCUCCACGCCCGAUGGCGUGGGCGUCAUCGUCUACGGGGGAUAUUCUAAAGUGAGAGUGAAGAAGGACGUAGAGAAGGGGACCAUCCACUCUGACAUGUUCCUUCUCAAGAGAGAGGGGAAAGACAGCCAAGAGAAGUGGUUGUGGUCCAGGCUGAGCCCUUCCGGGAGCAAGCCCCCUCCUCGCUCUGGUUUCUCUUCGGCGAUGGGCCCUGCAGGGCGGGCGCUGCUGUUUGGUGGUGUGUGUGACGAGGAAGAGGAGGAGACACUAGAGGGCGACUUCUACAACGACCUGUACCUGUACGACACAGUGAAGAACCGCUGGUUCCCCGGCGUGCUGCGGGGAAACAAGUCAGAGAAAAAGAAACGAAGAAGGGGGAAGAAGGGUGGAGCUGAGGGGGAAGGAGCAGAGAAGAAGGGAGAGGAGGAGGAGGAAGAGGGGGCAUCUCAAGGACCUACUGAGGUCAUCAAGGAGAUUAUCGCGGAGGACGGUACAGUGAUGACCAUCAAGGAAUUGAUCCCCGGAGCUCAGCAGGAGGAGGAGGAGGAAGAGGAGGAAGGAGAAGAGGACGACGAAGAUGCCUGGGCCCCCCUGGUGGAGCCCUGCGCACGGUCCAGCUCCAUGGCAACGGUGCGCCAGGGCAAGAUGUUCCUGUUUGGAGGGAUGUUUGAGGUCGGUGACCGCCAGUUCACCCUGAACGACUUCUACUCUCUGGACCUCAACAAGAUGGACCAGUGGGAGGUUCUGGUGGAGAUGGACCCAAAGACACAGGAGUGGCUGGAUGAGUCUGAGUCAGAGGAAGAUGAAGAGGAGGAGGAGGAGGGGGCGGCGGCGGCGAAAGGAGCAGAAGGGGAGGAGGAGUCUGAAGAGGAAAGCGAGGAUGAGGAAGAUGAAGAGGAGCACCCCGCAGUGCAGGAGGCAGAGACUCUGGUGGAUUACCAGAGUCGCACAGAGCAGUAUUGGACAGGACUGUCCCGUGUCAACCUGGGCCCCGACGCCAAGGACAAAAAGGUGGCCAAGAUCGCCCUCGCCAUGGCUAAAGUCUUCUUUGAGGACCAAUAGUGUGUGUGUGUGUGUGUGUGUGUGUGUGUGUGUGUGUGUGUUGUGUGUGUGUGUGUGUGUUGUGUGUGUGUGUGUGUGUGUGUGUGUGUGUGUGUGUGUGUGUGUGUUGUGUGUG